Klebsormidium nitens is the source of this 3848-nucleotide messenger RNA. NCBI's taxonomy places the organism in Eukaryota, Viridiplantae, Streptophyta, Klebsormidiophyceae, Klebsormidiales, Klebsormidiaceae. The record is from the annotation of a GenBank genome assembly.
UGCAAAAGGUAACUUUAAGCUCAGGCUGUUCCCCGUCUCUCCUCCCUCCUCCCUCCUCCACUUUGCAUGGCAGUACCGGUACUUUGGUGAGGCAAGGGGCAACUCCUUUCUCUUUACGCUUGUUUCGGACGCUGGAAAAGAUAGGCCUAGAUUGCCGCACUAUAGGGCCAUGUUGACAGCUUUGCCAGGUACCACCUUUCAGCUGGAUUGCGGCAUUGCUUCCACAAAAGUUUCUGCAGUGUCUGGUCUGUUGGUUCCGGUAGCAUUGUCACAAGGAACUUCAACUGGUCUUUGGUGCUGGUUUAGUGAGAAUGUUUCACCAACACCACACCAACAAGAAGUUGCUGCAACUUAGCAGCUGUUGUGCGCAUCCACGUCCUGACACAUCAGUACGAUGCUAGGCAUCGGAAGGAGAUCAAGGCAUAGUGCUUGGCAUUAGUGUAAUAGUUAGAAAAGCUGGUUCUGAUGGUGGUGGCACACAAUGUGCAGUCGCUCCAAGGGGCCUCAAGACCUUGUUGCGGGUAUCCAGGUUCAGAGCCCCUCCCAGGAGUUGAGUCCCUAGCAAGGAUUUGCAGACACGCAAAAGGUGGUACUCCCAUUACAGUUGCACAAGCCGGUGCCUUUCAACCAGAAUCUCACUCCUCUGCUAGAACUCCUGCUUUUCAAUGUCUUCCUCGCACCCCCUUUCUUCUGGUCCAUGCUUUGCAAGAACAAGUAGCUCCUGCAAAAGGCCUGACAGACCAGUAUCGACUCACGCCACAAGAAGCAAAUGAUGCAGAGCGGAGCGCUAGGAGGCGCACGCUGCGUACCUUCCGCGGGGGAAGGGUCCUCCCCAAACGAAUUGAUUGCCUGGUGUCAGAGACUGCGGUGGCAGCACGGUGGGCCGACCCGGGGUAUGCGUACCCCUCCGCGGUGCGUGGCAGGACUGCAGUUGCUGCCAAAAUAAUGAAACUUGCAAUUGAAGAGGGAAGCCAGGAAGAUGAUUCUGGGGGGGAAAGCUUAGAUGAGCGGUUGAAUGCAGUUGUUUCCAAGGAUGCCUUUGAGAUGCCAUUUGAGGGGUUGAGAAACCGAGGAGUGGAACCAGUGGCUGACAUGCAGUGGCCCACGGACAGGCACUUGGAUCCUGAGCUUCAUUGGUACUCAAGCGAGUUUGUGGCUGACAGCAGCUGGGGAGUGAAUCAGGCAGACUUGGUCAAGAGGAUCUUGAACCCCCCCAAAACGGCGGCUGAGGCAAAGAGGGCGACAGUCGACCCUUCUGAGGCGUUCGAGAUGUUCAGUGAUAGAGCCAAGGAGGGGACGCUCAACCCUCCCUCCACAUCAUAUGGCAGUUCCUUGGAUGGCCUGGACCAUGCAAGUGGACGAGCGGACUGGAAAACUUUUGGACAGGUCGAACGGGAGGAGACUGGGAGAGAUCCUGGAGUGAAAUCCAGAGGAGUUCCUGGAAUAAAAUUUGGAAGAGAUCCUCGAAUGAGAAGGGGACUCGAUCCCGAGGUGAAUCUGCAAGGGCGCCCGAAAAGCGCAGGCUUGACAGGGGGGGAGGUGUUUCGUACGCAAGGGGGAAGCAAAGAUGUGUGGAGGCGGGGGGGCCGAGAAUUUGAGGGGGACAGGCAAGAAGGGGUACGGAGACGGGGGGAGGGGCUUUCAGGGGGAAAAAAAGAACGAAGUUUGCGGGGGGCGGUGCGUGACCAAGGCGAGAAAACGGAGACCGGUCAGAGAAGAGGUUUGUGGGGUCAGCCAAGGGGUUUUCGUCAUGUGGCGGGAGAGACGGUCCCAGCAGGAACGUCUGCGGUCCCUGAGACGGAAAGAGUUUCAGGGGUUGGAGCCGGAGAAGCCAGCGGGGAGUCCGGUUCAAUUGCGAGGUUGGAGCCUCAGUACGAAACCGGGUUCGGGGCCGACUUUGAGACUGGGUUUGUGACUGGGUACGCUGGCCAGGAAACCGGGUUUGAGCUCGGGUUACAGCCGGGGUUACCAAACGGUGGUCUUGAUGAGGAGCUAGAGCUCUUUGUAGAGCGGCUGGGGGCCUUGGGAAACCCUGCCCAAGCAGCCGAAAGCGAUCUGGAGACUGUUGCGUUUGGAUCGAUUCCCCCGCCACCUGACUUUGGCUAUGCAGAACCAAAAGCUCCGGGUGGUGUUAACGCCCAAAGCAGCGCCAGAGGCGGUGAUCCGUUCACGUGGACAGCUCAGGACCGUCGAUCCUGGAAGUCACGGGAGCCGCCAGUUGAAAUGUUCAACAACUUCCUACCGGCAGAGGAGUCCCGCAACUCUGAAACCUCCCCUUUCGAAACCGCAGCGCCUGUUGGUGCAUGGUCCCAUUUCCAAACCCCCGAAACCCACAAUUUCGAAACUAGACGGUGGGAGCCCAAGAACCGUGACAACCUCCCCCCUGCCAGCAUCCCACCUUUUCAUCCUCUUCCCAUUAGAGUGCCUGAACCUCCCUCCAAGGACGCACCCCCACUAACCCCGUCGCAUCUAGUAUGGGGGGAGAACCAAGAACUGCCUCCAACGGCGUUUUACGACGAGCACUUUCUGGAGCGGUUCCAGUAUACACGCCCCCCCCCGAACCGAAACCUGCCGCUGUUUCUAGAUAUCAAGGGGCAUGACACUUCGCCUGAGCUGCCGAUGCCCCCACCCUACUACCCCAAGAAUAGCACGCACGAGAAGUCAGGCCCACUACCCGGCUACCCUCACGGUAGAGUCCCCCGACCAAAGCUCCCGGGGCCAUUACUCAACGGCAGGCGUCCCGACUUCUGGGUCGUCAAUCCGAACGACAACAAGCUGGUCGUUCCCCGUGCGGCUAAAAUGGCGCCCCGGGGGAAGCUACCGGGCGUAAGAAAGCUGCUAGAGGGCUGGACGGGAAGGGGGGUAAGAACCCGGGAAGAAGUCCUGGGCGGUCCGCUCAGCGACGCGGAAGUGGCGGAUCUGAUCGAGGGGUCGGUGCACGAUCGACGGGAGGUGUAUCUAGGGCGCGACGGGCUGACGUGGAACAUGGUCGGCCUGAUCCACACGCACUGGCGGCGGCGGCCGGUGUGCAAGGUCAAGUGCAAGGGCAUCUUCACCGUUGACAUGCCCAAGCUUCUGCGCGAGCUCGAGAGGUCCGCGGGCGGGCGCGUUAUCUGGCAGCAUUGCGGCACCGUCCUCCUUUUCAGGGGGCGAAACUACCACUGGAGAGACCCCCCCAUUCUGGAGCCGCCCGAGGACCGCAGCGCAGACAAGAAACUGACGCAGGAGACCAAUCCGGUGGAGGACCGGAAUCCGGGCGGAAUGGGGAAGCUUAAGAGUCUGCAACUGAGCCGAAGGAUGAACCGAGAGCCGCCGAUUGUCUGGUUGGACAAGAACGGGUACUACGGUGGGCUGGUGAACCUUGUCCGCACAUUCUUCUCCGAGCCGAAGAACGACCUGGCCGUCAUCAAAUGCCCCAAGUUCGUCCCCGGGGACGUUGUCAAGCUCGCCAUCCAGCUCAAGGCCCUGGUUCCGGCGGAUGUCUUCCAGGUCGACAAGGACCGGAAGCAGCGGAUUGUCCUGUACCGGAACGCCGGCUGGGAACGACCCACAGACGAGCUCACGAGGCUAGCGGAAACCAAUGAACGGCCCACUUACUACCCGAAGGGGCCUCCCCAGAAGCGGAGGACUCUUCGCAAAGUCGUGGAAGAGCAGCUUCUGGGAGAAGAGGAGGAGGACGAAGGGGUUUGGGCAAAUUGGGGAAGCCUUUUUGACGCGCCAAGCGAUGAAGAGACUGAGGAGCUGUAGUCGUGGGAAGGAUUACUUGACAUAUCCUGCUUUGAGCUGUAAGCUUCCUCCGCGCGCGCGCGCCCUGCAUAGGGCAUUUACACCGAGGCUUCGUACCUGCA